GGCCAGGCAGGAGGGCCAGAGUCCAGGCUUGACUCAUCUCCCUCUUCACCAGGGCUUAGAUCCCAGCUUUGUAGCAGAAAAUAAGACAAGCCUCACACAGCAGAGGGGCACUCAGCCCUGAAGGCACAGGGAGGCAAUUCUAUUCCACCUCUCCACCAUGGAGUACCUGUCGGCCUUGAAGCCCAAUGGCCUACUGAGGUCAGUGUCCACUAUGAGCUCCGAGUUUGGCCGUAGGGUCUGGAACUCAGCUCCACCACCUCAGCGACCUUUCCGUGUCUGCAAUCAUAAGCGGACCAUCCGGAAGGGUCUAACAGCUGCCACCCGCCAGGAACUGCUAGAUAAGGCCCUGGAGACACUGCUGCUAAGUGGAGUGCUGACAGUGGUGCUGGAGGAGGAUGGAACUGCCGUGGAGAAUGAGGACUUCUUCCAGCUGCUGGAGGAUGACACAUGCUUGAUGGUGCUGGAGCUGGGGCAGAGCUGGAGCCCCAGGAGUGGGAUGCUGUCAUAUGGCCUGGGACGGGAGAAGCCAAAGCACAGCAAGGACAUUGCCCGCAUCACCUUUGAUGUGUACAAGCAAAAUCCUCGAGACCUCUUCGGCAGCCUGAACAUCAAAGCUACCUUCUACGGGCUCUACUCCAUGAGUUGUGAUUUUCAAGGAGUCGGACCCAAAAAAGUACUCAGGGAGCUCCUUCGUUGGACUUCCUCAGUCCUGCAAGGCAUGGGUCAUAUGUUGCUGGGAAUUGCAUCUACCCUUCGCCACAUAGUAGAGGGAGCUGAGCAGUGGCAGCGACAACGUCACCUCCAUUCCUAAGGAGAAAGUGCUUUGAGCUUCUGUCCCAAGUCUGGUUCCAUGAGUGUGAGGACCACUGAGGACAUCAUCAGGUCUAAGGACCUGCAGCCUAGAUAACUCAGCUGAUUUCCACACGUUCUUCUAACCCCAUCAUGACAGACCUAUCAGCAUCUUGCCUUCCUCCUCUAGCCAAUGCCUUUUCCUGAAGAAUGUUGCCUAUCCAACCUACAAUUUCCUGCCUUCUGCUGUAAGACAAGCUUGUCCCCCAAGCAACCUGAUCCCAUCUUGGCUGCAGCUACAUCUAGGUCCUUACCAAUUCCCAUCCCUAAGAUCCCUGCAUAUCAAUGUCAGCACUCUGACUUUACCUUGAGAUACCUUUCCUCUAAAAAAUAAAAAUAUUUCCAAUAAAAAUAUAAAAAAUUU
This is a messenger RNA of Nannospalax galili (Upper Galilee mountains blind mole rat), 1213 nucleotides long. RefSeq names its product cell death inducing DFFA like effector b (gene Cideb). The transcript has 5 exons. Bases 158 to 811 code for a protein of 217 amino acids. Gene Ontology annotation, biological process: regulation of apoptotic process; apoptotic process. Lineage: Eukaryota; Metazoa; Chordata; Mammalia; Rodentia; Spalacidae. The record is from RefSeq and is a predicted model, not a curated record.